CAGAAGCGCUGGAGAUGCUGCGAGCGGAGUGCAAGCAUGGAUGUGUCGGGCGUGUUUUUCUUUUAUAACACGGUAUUUAAUCCAUGUAUCUAUCAUCUAGACACGUGAACACAUGGUACGUCAUCGACAACUGUUAUAUUUCUGUUAUUUUUCGCAAGCUUUCUGAUUUGCACCGUUAGAUCAUCUCUCAGUGGUCCCUGUCAGCCUCAUCAUUAUGGAGGGCCAGUAUGUCACCAUUCAUGGCCUCAACAUCACUCACAGCCCUCUUGGAGCACCGGCCAUGUCUAUCGACAAACUUUUCCCAGCUCUGCUGGAGUGCUUUGGCAUUAUACUGUGCGGCUAUGUGGCGGGUCGCAGUGACAUCAUCGGUGUCGGACAGGUCAAAGGCCUGGGAAACUUUGUGUCGUGCUUCGCGCUUCCCGCGUUGCUCUUCAAGAACAUGGUGCAGCUGCGGUUUGAGCAUGUAGUCUGGUCUUUUCUAUGGAGCGUUUUGAUUGCAAAAGUGUUUGUGUUUGUACUAGUUUGUAUGCUGACGCUGUUGAUGGCAAACCCUGAGAGCAAAUACAGUAAAGCUGGACUGUUUGCUAUCUUUGCCACUCAGAGCAAUGAUUUUGCGUUGGGAUAUCCUAUAGUGGAUGCGCUGUACAGGAGUACACAUCCGGAAUAUGUGCAGUAUAUAUAUCUGGUGGCUCCUGUAUCUCUGAUGCUGUUGAACCCAGUGGGCUUUGCUUUGUGUGAGAUUCAAAGAUGGAGACACACCAAUGAACCGAACUACAGCAAACUGCGUGUGAUCUUUACUGUCAUACUGCAGGUUUUGAAGAACCCAAUAGUCUUCAUGGUUAUUGUUGGAAUUAUCUCUCAUUUCCUGUUUGGUGGACAUGUGCCUGCUUUACUAGGAGAGUUUGUUGAUGGACUUGCAAACUCUUUUGGAGGGGCGGCACUCUUUUAUCUGGGCCUGAACAUGGUGGGACAGAUGGGUAAACUCACACGUACCACUGGGGUUUCCCUCAUCCUGCUUAUUACUGCCAAACUACUAGUUAUGCCAUUGAUGUGUAAGGACAUGGUGGAGUUGUUGGAUACUGGUAAUUCCAGCUCUGUAAAUCACUCCAGUCUGUCUGAUUAUGCUUUCCUUUAUGGAGUCUUCCCUACUGCUCCCAGCGUGGCCAUAUAUGCUUCCCAGUACAACAUGGAGCUGGAGGUGGUGACCUCUGGUAUGGUCAUUAGCACAUUCCUGUCAGCGCCCAUCAUGUAUGUGUCGGCAUGGUUACUGACCAUUCCAUGGAUGGAAGCCACAUCCCUGGUGAAGGAGCUCCAGGACGUGAGCUUUAACGUCAGCAUUGUCAGCCUAAUAGCCCUGGUUUGGACCCUUACUGUCAUGCUGCUGAGUAAGAAGUUUAGGAGGUUGCCGCAUAUGUUUUCCACAAAUCUGUUCUUAGCACAGCUCUUAGUGUGCGUAUCAAUGAUCUUGUGGAAGUUUGUUCUGAAGCAGGGCAGCAUGUUUGGCCAAAUCCUCACCUUUACACUACUUUAUGGGUCUCUUUACAGUACCUACAUGUGGACAGGUCUUUUGGCGUUCGCUCUUACUUUAUUGGGCAGAAAUGAAAACCUAAAAGUGAAACCUAUUGUUUUCAUCAUCCUUGGUUGGGGAAUUCCUUUUCUGAUUGUGGGUGGCCUGCUCAUGAUAGGACAAAGAAUGAGUGACAACUCGGACUCCGCCUUCUUUUAUGGCAAGGGGCAGAUUGUGUGUACUGUGGUAGUUCUGGGCUGCAGUCUCGUCCUAGGUGGUCUGUCUUUAAUGAGUUUGAGCCGAGGGGCCCAGGAAGAGCAAAACUAUCAAGCCCUAGAUCAAAAUUCAAUUACAGCCACAACAGAAGAUGUGAGACAACCCCAGACAGAGAACCAGCAGUCACCUGAGCUAGAGCAAAACUAUAGCAGCCUCAACACAGAUGUUUGUUGCAGUGAACCCAUGCCAGAUAUGAUUGUUGGACAUCUCAACGACUCCCCAGUGCCUUCAGCAGGGAUUUUCCUGAGAGAGGCAUCAAGCUCUUCACGUGUGCAGGAGGAGAGACAGAUCGCUCGACAUGUGCUCCUCUGCCUGCUCCUCAUUGUCAGCAUGCUAGCUAACCUGUCCAGCUGUCUGUGGUGGUUGUUUAGUGUUGAUCCAGGACGACUUUACCUCGAGCUGCAGUUUUUUUGUGCCGUAGCCAAUUAUGGACAGGGUUUUGUUUCCUUUGGAAUUUUUGGAUUGGAUGAGCACCUUAUUAUUCUUCCAUUCAAAAAGAGGCUGGCUGCUCUGUGUGGUUUUGGUCAGGAUGAAAGCCCUGAGUCUGCUGCCGUUCCUGAGGAAAUACGACUGACCUGUACACAGUUUGUGAGAUACCACAAAGAUCAGUGUGUUCAGGAUAUUGUUCGCAAUAGAGGUGGGUCUUCUGAAUCUCUUUCUGGACCAGUUGGUGAAUCCUUUCUUUGAUUGAUAGGUGUACUCACUGGUAUAUGAGUAUGGUUUGGUGUAACGGCAUUGAGUUCACUGGCUCCUGUGUGUGGGCGUGGCCAAAGAUAGAAAGGUGUGGCCUUGCUUUCAGGACACAGCUGCAGAAGAACAGUGUCUUACUACAUGUGACCCAUCUAUAUGGCUUCCAACCUCCUGUGGUAUUGCUUCAAAUGUACCUCCACUUUGUAAUGUGACACAAACCCAAGCAGGAACUAAACAGACUGAAUUAUGACAAACAAAAUGUUCUCUCAUCAGUAUUUGUUUUACUUGUUGAAUUACUAUGCAUGGCAUGCAAAGAGCACAACAUUCUCCCUUUAUAUAAUUUUUACCAACCUUUAAUUCCACAAACAUUUGUUCUGUUCCAAAACCUA
Molecule: messenger RNA, 2862 nt
Organism: Labeo rohita (rohu)
Lineage: Eukaryota; Metazoa; Chordata; Actinopteri; Cypriniformes; Cyprinidae
Gene: gpr155b
Product: G protein-coupled receptor 155b
Exons: 17
Coding region: 215-2470 (751 amino acids)
Biological process (GO): transmembrane transport
Cellular component (GO): membrane
Source: RefSeq, a predicted model, not a curated record